UCGUUCCUUAGACAUCAACACUGUCAGAUUUUACUAUUAAUAUAGUGAUGGUUCUAGUGCAGUGAAUGUAAACAAGUAGUAUGAUCGUAGUUGUUGCCGGCAAUUUAAAAAAAUAUUUGAGGUUUCCUCCUCAAAUAUCUCAAGAUGUUGUUUUACUAUGUUCUGUUAAGUGUAUAAAUUCAUACUUUUCUACGAUAUAAAAGUAUGAAUAAACGUUACCCCGCGUACUUUACCUUAAAACAAAAACAUUUGUGUUCAAAAGUGUUGUAAUUAGGAGAUGUUUCUCGUGAUUGCUAUAUUUUUAUAUUUUCAACCAUAUGCUUUAAUUUGCCAAGUUUUAGGCAGCGAAAUAAAAGUUUCAAAUAAACCUGCUAACUUAACAAUAGGAAAUGUCACUAAUACAACAAUUGCCCUAAGCUGGAAUAGACCAGAAAGACCUUCUGGUGAAAUACUUGGCUAUCAACUUUUUUAUGCAUAUGAAAGUAAUCCUGCUUCCAAAUCUGUGAAUGUAACAUAUGCCAAAGUGCAUUAUACUCUUUCAAAUCUAAAGCCAUUUACUGAAUAUAAAAUUUGGGUUGAAAGUUCCGUAAUGGGUGAUGGAGAUAAUGAUAGUGAUAGCUCCGAAGCUUUAAAACAAUUUACUGAUGUUAGUGGACCUGGGCCUCCGAGGAUAACAAAUGUCACUUGUCUCCAUAGUGCUUUUUUUAUUCAGUGGCAAAGACCAAUAGAGUUUUUUAACACAAUUGAUUUGUAUACAAUUUACUAUAAAAGCACAAAUAAUGAUAAAUACAAUGAAAUUAAAGUUAAUUCUAAUUCCUCCAGUGAUGUUUUAAAUCAGAUUGUAGAUAACCUAACUGACAACACAGAAUAUGAGAUAAGAGUUAGUGGUGCAUCUCGCAGUGUUUUAAAACCUAAUAAAUUUAUGGAAGGAGUUUGUUCUGAACCAAAAAGGAUAAAAAUUAAGUCUGAUUGUGAUCAACCUGAUUUGUUUGAAGGAACUAACAAAUAUCUGAAUGUUGUGUUAAUAAUUGUUAUUGUUUUUGCUUCGUUUGCACUUUUUCUUACAAUAUGUGUUGUAGCAAUAUGGAGGCACUGUUUUCAUGCUGCAUAUUAUUAUCUUGAAGAAAGUAGGCAGGUUGUUACAGCACCUGCUUUCGAUUGGGAUGCAAGAAAUGAACAAUAUCCCCCAAUAUCAGUUAAAGAUUUUGCUAGACAUGUUGCUUCAUUGCAUGCUGAUGGGGAUAUAGGGUUUAGUAAAGAAUAUGAUUCCAUCCAGUGUGCAUCACUUCAUGAUCAGUUUUCUUCUGAUGUUUCUACUCACCCUGAAAAUAAGCUGAAAAAUAGAUAUUUAAAUAUUUUAGCAUAUGACCAUAGCCGUGUGAGGCUUAUGGCUGGACCUAGCCAAAAUCGUUGGGUUGAUUACAUCAAUGCUAAUUAUAUAGAUGGCUUUGAAAAAAUCAAUGCUUAUAUUGGCACACAGGGUCCGUUGCCCAAUACAUUUGAUUGUUUUUGGAGAAUGAUUUGGGAACAAGGAGUAUCUGUAAUAGUUAUGAUCACAAAUCUAGUUGAACGGGGUAGGCGGAAAUGUGAUAUGUAUUGGCCUAAAGAAGGAACUGAAACUUAUGGCCAUAUUCAGGUGAGAUUAAUUAAAGAAGAUGUUUUGGCUAUGUAUACUGUCAGAACCAUGAAAAUUUUACAUUUGAAGGUUAAAAGAAAAAAGUAUUCAACUGGAGAAAGGCUUCUUCAUCAAUUUCACUAUACUAAUUGGCAUGAUCAUGGUACACCUGAUCAUCCUUUGCCUAUUCUCAGUUUUGUUAGUAAAUCAUCAGCUGCAAAUGAAGGGAAUUCUGGUCCAAUUGUGGUUCAUUGCAGUGCUGGAGUUGGAAGAACAGGUACCUACAUUGUUUUGGAUGCAAUGUUGAAGCAAAUAAGAACAAAAAAAGAAGUUAAUAUUUACGGUUACUUGAGAUAUAUAAGGAAUCAACGUAACCAUUUAGUCCAAACAGAAGAACAGUAUAUUUUUAUCCAUGAUGCUAUUUUAGAAGCUAUCACUUUUGCAGAAAAUACAUUGGGUACUGAAUGUCUUCAAUACAUCCUUCAACCAAAUGUGGAUACAAAUUCAGAGUAUUGGAUGCAGUUUGAAGCCAACUAUCAGAUGGUCACAGCUUUUGAAGCCAGAGAUUAUAAUCAUAUUUCUGCUAACAAACCUUGCAAUCAAGCAAAAAACCGCUCCCAAGAAUUUGUUCCUUUAGAAAGCUCACGUGUUCAUUUAACUCCUAAACCUGGUAUUGAGGGAAGUGACUACAUUAAUGCAUCUUGGAUUUUAGGCUUUAAGAAACUGAAAGAAUUUGUUAUCACACAACACCCUAUGGAACAGACUAUUAUUGAUUUUUGGCAAAUGAUUUGGGACCACAAUGCUCAAACAAUAGUAUUAUUAUCUGCAGUUGAUGAAUCUCAAGGUUACCCAGCAUUUUGGCCAUCAGAAAAGAAUACCACAUUUGAUAGUGAUAAUUUCAAAGUCAAAAGUAUUGAAGAAAGUGAAUUGGAUGGUACUGUUUCCAGAGAUUUCACUAUUCAAUCUCUUCAUGAUGAUUAUGAGCUUACUGUCCGUAUUAUUCAGCCUUCUCAUACUAUAACUGAAAUUAGUGAUAUUAUUCAUCUUAUAACAAUUGUUCAACAAUAUCAUCUUGAAUAUCAAAAUGGCCCAAUUGUUGUAGUAGAUGAGCUUGGUGGAACUGUAUCAGCCACAUUUUGCUGUUUAACAACAUUAAUGAAACAAUUAGAUUAUGAUUCUCAUGCUGAUGUAUCAAUUUAUGCUAAACUUUACCAUAAUAGGAUUCCAGGAAUAUGGAAGACCAUAGAUGACUAUUUGGUUUUAUAUAAAGGUUUAAAUGUUAUUACAACAAGCAAAGGUGUUUCCCUUAUUGCGAGCCCGAGUUAUGUGAACUCCUGUUAAAUAUUAAAAAAAAAAAAAUAAUACAAAAAGACAACACCAAUUAACUUCUGUGGACCGUCAUCUACAUUCCAAGAAGAGAUUGCAAGAGAUUACGCGUCUUUAAUUUAUUUAUUUUUUAUUGUAGAGCUGAGAGGCUUCUAGUCAUUAUUACAGAUAAAUAAUUUACAAUGAACAGUUAAUUAACUGUAAGUUUUAAAAAUAUUGACUGUGAUGCCAUUUUUAAAAUUAAGAAAUGUUAUGAACGUAUAGCUGCCCUUAUGACCGCAAUUGUUGAUUUUAUUUCUAUGUAUAUCUUUUUUUUUAGAUUUUUUGUUAGGUUAUAUGUAUUUUUUAUUGUUUUUCUUAUGUAUGCAAAUUGAAGAAUAUUUAUCAAACAUUAUUGCUUUUCUUUAUUAUUUCAUUCAUUAUCAUGGUGUGUAAAUAAUAUUUAUUAUUGAUUAGAAAAUGAUAGUAUUUUAUUCAUUUUUUCUAAUUAUGUUUAGUUAAUGAAGUAUGAAAUGAAAACUAAAUCCAAUGACCUAAUUAUAAAAAUGUAGUUUUAAAUUUUAUACUUUUUAUAAUUUGCAUAUAUUUUGUAUAAACAAGCUACUGUAAGAAAUCAGCAUCACAAAUAUUUAUAAAAUUAAUCGAAUACAAGGUAAUAUUAUAUGACAAAAUAAUAGCAUGUUCAUGUGAAUUGUUCUUUUCAUCCGAGAUACCCUCUUCCAUGAUACAUCAUAUUAGUGAAUGUUAAGAUUCCUGUAUAUUCAAGCAUUUUAAUAGAGACUGAUUGUAAAUAUCUAUUUUAAAUGUUGUACCAUUUUUUAAUUUAAAUUAUGUGAGAUGCAGUGAUGUAGUUCACUUAAGUCUCUUUCUCUAUAUUUAAUUUUACACUAUAAAAUAAAUAAAUUCUAUUAAUUAUUUAUAUAAUUGUUGUUAGAAUUAAAAUUUAGUUUAAUUUUACUGUAGCAAAGUAAUGUUUCCCCUGUUAUGCUUUAAUAUUCGUUAGCUCUCUGAGCAUUUAAAAGAAGAAAGAUUUUUCAUUUAUGUAGAAAAAAUGUUUGUUUUUUUUUUUUGUACUACAUCACUGGGGUUUGGUGAUGUCUAAAUUUCCCUAAUUAUACUUGCAGAUAUGCAAGAAUAUUGUGCUCAAACAUUGAUUAAAGUUCAUUUUUUAUAACUGCAGAAUAUUCAUGUAUAUAUUAUACAGUGCAUCCAGAAAUGGAAUGCUAUAAUUAAUGAAUAAAUACAAAUGUUUCAAAACAGAACAAAAACAAAACAUUAAAUUCUAAAAUAUACAACACUUUUUGAA
Nezara viridula (southern green stink bug) is the source of this 4247-nucleotide messenger RNA. The record is from the annotation of a GenBank genome assembly. NCBI's taxonomy places the organism in Eukaryota, Metazoa, Arthropoda, Insecta, Hemiptera, Pentatomidae.